UGUCUCUUCCUCAGUACUUCCACUCAUCCAGUCAGUACCCGUCCAUUCCUCGCCGCUUUUAAGCCGAGGCCAGCCGAAGGUCACUUUACAACCCGAUUUUUACAACCACCCCGAGCACCCGUCACGCACCCAGGCGUGCCAGGCCAAUCGAUACGGCAUCACUAGAUACACCACCCCCAAGGUGCGCAUGCCCAUGCAUCUUGGUCCAUCAAAACAUCAUGCCUCUAACUCCGCAAGACAAUAAUCCGCGACCGUCCUUCCCCAUCCCCCAAGCACGUCAACAUGUCUUUCAAGUCCAGCCCAACCUGUCUACACCGCCCACGCCCGUGCAACGGCAGCAACAACAGCAACAGCAACGACCUGCCUUUCCUCGAGUACCACAGGGGACAAUUCGUCCUCCAGGCGGAGGUAAUGGGGGUCUAGGAGGGGUAGGUUUAGGAGUAGGAGGACCAGCUCACAAAUCUCCAUACUCGACGCCCUACACACCCAACACCAUUCAAGUCCCUGGAGGACCACCGCGCUCGAAUGGCAUUCAGAAUGGAGGGGUGGGUGUGGGUGUAGGUGUAGGCGUGGGUGUGUCGGCGGAACAGCAAAUCGCCCAAGGUGUCUUGAGCAACGCGUCAACGGGAUCUGGAUCAAACACCCCCCAACGUCGACCUCCUCCCUUGGGCACGACGAUACAUAUGCCAAACCAUGGCACGCCCGGUCAACCACCGAUGGGUUUACAGAGUACCCCCAUGAACAUCAACCAUGCCAUGAACCCAACACCAUCGUCCAUGAAUCACCAGGCCCAGAGACAAUCCCACAAUGGCUCUCCCUCGAUGCAACACCUCAAUACGCAGAGACCAAACAUGACAGCGUCGCCCGUCAAUCCAGCUAUGGGAUCUCGUGCUCAAGACGGUUCGCCUCACGACCCUCAAGACAUGUCGAUGAUUGAUCCCCAACUCGCAAUUGAUCAACAGCUCAACGAUCCAAAUAACUCAGUGCUUGUAAACCAACCGAGCCCAGUCGGACCACCUAUAGCACCAGAUGGCAUGCUUUCACCACCCGAGUCUGGCAGCUACCCGACAUUCGAUGCUUUAUUCCAAGCAGCUCAAGCACACGCAUUGUCUCACGGCUAUGCGUUCGUGAUCGGAAGAUCAAAACGGGAUAACAGAGGUCUGAAGAAGGUCUUUCUGAUUUGCGAUCGAGGUGGAACGAAUAAGGAGAAAGUGCCCGGAGAAGCUCGUCAACGGAAAACCAAGUCUCGGAAGUGUGGUUGUGAAUUCGGUGUGUUCGGCUUGGAGACAAAAACUGCCUGGAUUUUGAGAGGAAGAAUAGAUGGCGAACACUUAGCACAUAAUCACCCACCCAGCGAGAGUCCAACCGAGCAUCCAGGAGCACGAAAAUUAGAUCCAAAAGCCAUUGCAGCUGUCAAGGCUUUGGAAGAAAAUGGUAUAUGAAACCGCACUCAUCAUAAAUGAACUAAGACUAACAUAAAACUAGGCGUAUCAGUAAAAGAGACUCUGGAGAUCCUCCAUCGCGAAAAUUCCAGCGUUCGCUACCUCCCUCGAGACAUUUACAAUGCUCGCGCAGCUAUCAAACGGGAUCCCUCUCGCGUCGAAGCAUCAGCUAUGGAAGAACUACCCACCUUUUACAAAAAGCCACCCAUGACUUUUGAAGAGAAACUGCGUGCCGAGCUAAGAACCGAGGUUGCAAAAGCACAAGCGGAAACCGAGGCGGUCAGACAGGAAUGGCACAAGGAGAGAGAGCAGUUGCUGGAGAAAUUAAAACAGAAGGACAAGCAGAUUCAGAAAUUUGAGAUGUUUAUCGAUAUUUGCAAUGAGCGCGUCAUGGUCCAGAGAGAGAGGCUAAGUGACGUAGAUGGAGGACCUAGUGGUGGUACCAGUGCUGCUGGUUAAGAUGAUG
Molecule: messenger RNA, 1908 nt
Organism: Hymenoscyphus albidus
Lineage: Eukaryota; Fungi; Ascomycota; Leotiomycetes; Helotiales; Helotiaceae
Source: the annotation of a GenBank genome assembly